AUGGCUGUGUCGCGCAUUGCGGCAUGUCGGGGAAUCAACGGCCUGGGGCUUCGCCAGGUCGCCAGGUCGCCCGCAACGUCCACAGCAGCGUUACGGGCAAGCACAUCUCACAGUGCCUCAAAUCUGUGCCUAUAUACCCAAUUGAGAAACCAGAGCACUUCGAACACUUCGUAUAACGGGACCAAGAAGAGAAACUCCUCCACUCCGCCGCCGCCGCCACCACCGCCGCCUUCCGCAAGUCAGCUCUGGAGGGCAAUAUCCUUUCGCUCAGUUUUGACUUCCAUGACACCGAGGGGUAUUAAGAGGAUGUUCAGAGAAAGUCCAGAAGAGCUUGUUCUGGCACUAGCAAUUCUUGCUGGCUUGGCGGGCGUUUCCAUCUACAUCGUGAAGUUGUACUUCGACUACUUCAUGGCCCGUCAGUUCACGAAGUAUCCCAAGCCCAUCGCCAAGUCUCUUCGCCGAGCGCUUUACUACACAAACAUUAGCCCCGACCCCAACCUUGCGAGAAAAUAUUACAAGCAAGCACUAGAGCAGUGCAAUGAGCUUCAGCUAGACCCGUUCUCGGAUGAUGUCUUGGGCAUCAGGAUUCAGACCGCGGCCUGGCUCGAAAAGAUUGAAAAUUACCAGGGAGCCAUAACUGUUUUGGAUUCCGUUCUCAAAGACUGCCUCAAGUGGGUAGAGUGGAUGGAAAACUCCCUUGCAGAUGGAACAGUGGACAAGUCUGGCAAGCCGCCUGCCGUGAAGUCUCUGCCGGAUAAUCAACGACUAGCAGUGGCGGAGAAUGGUGAAGAGAAGGUUGUCGAAAACUUGUGGCGCAAGCGCACUCGUCUGUUGGCUAAAGCCGUCGGGACCAGCACUAAGCUUGGUGCCCUCUAUUCGGACGAACAUGUUCUGGAGCCAGAAAAUGCUCUGGCUCGUCUGACGUGGGCUGUCGAGACAGCACUGACAGAGUCAAGACGACGCCACAAGGAAGGUAUCAAGAAAGAUGAAGGUCCCUGGAUGAGCCCAGAGGAAAUUGGCGGUGCCAUGGAGUCCCUCGCCCAACACUACGAGACCAAAUCUCAAUUUCACCUGGCAGUGCCUCUCUUGUUCCAGGCAUUGCGACUUUGUGCUAGCCCGUGUCACCGAGUAACUAUUAUGAAUAAUCUGGCUGCGGCAUUUGCCCAGCAUCCUCUCCAAACCCCACUGGACGCCAUUCCUAACGCGCCUGCAACUUCCGACGUAAUAGUCAGUCCCGACAUGCCGACAGACCGAGCCGGACUCUUGGAGGCUGCGAAGAACUGGGCUAGCAUUGCUUACUCACACUCGAAGGAAGUCAAAGGAGAGGGUCGAACCGAAGAGUGUGACGAAGCUUGCGCUGUAGCAUUGACGAACAUGGGUGACAUCGCUGCCCUACUGGGGAAGAAGAAGGACGCAAGGAAGCGUUUUGAGCAGGCAAUCGACAUGAGCAGGAAGAUUGGCUUCGGUCCCGGCAUCUCUCAAGCCGAGGCGGGACUCCAAAGACUCUAG
Messenger RNA from Colletotrichum godetiae, 1509 nucleotides. Its product is annotated as TPR domain-containing protein. Gene Ontology annotation, molecular function: misfolded protein binding. Lineage: Eukaryota; Fungi; Ascomycota; Sordariomycetes; Glomerellales; Glomerellaceae. Gene Ontology annotation, biological process: protein quality control for misfolded or incompletely synthesized proteins. The record is from RefSeq and is a predicted model, not a curated record. Bases 1 to 1509 code for a protein of 502 amino acids. Gene Ontology annotation, cellular component: i-AAA complex. The transcript has 4 exons.